AUGGCGUUGGUGACGAUGAAGAGGAAAAGGGACUCGGACGCAGCAACGUCCUCGUCGACGAGUGGAGGUAACGAGUCACUGGGAGCUGAAUUCGAUGUGUUGUUGAGUUUUAGAGGGCCGGACACUCGCCUUAAUUUUACCGAUCACCUCUAUCACUCCCUGAAUGGAGCUGGAAUUCGCGUCUUCAUGGACAACGAAGAGAUCCGAAAAGGCGAAAAGGUUGGAGAAGAGCUUUGGCGUGCGAUCGACGACUCCAGAAUUUACGUUCCCAUCUUCUCCAGAGACUAUGCAUCGAGUGCGUGGUGUCUUCGCGAACUCGCCUACAUGGUGGAAUGCUCGAGAAGAUCAACGGAGAAAGUGAUUGUUCCCAUUUUCCUUGAUGUUGAUCCUCGCGAUGUUAAGCUCAGAACUGAAUUAUACAGUGAUGCCUUGAAAAAGCAUGAGGACAGGUUGGGCUACGAUAAAGUGCAACCAUGGAAGGAGGCUCUAACAGAGGUCGCUUCAAUCGGUGGAUGGGACUGCAGAGGUGAAAGGCAAGGAGAACUUGUAAAACUUAUUACCGAUGAGGUUUCAAUGAGACUGGCGAAAAGAGUUCGAGUAGUGCCCGAUCUUUUGGUUGGUAUCGAUCAUCAAGUGCAAAGCGUGAUGUAUAUGUUAGGCAAAGACUCUCUUGAUGUACGGUUUGUCGUAAUACACGGAAUGGGUGGAAUCGGUAAGACAACUCUUGCCAACUUUGUUUUCAACCAAAUCGCUUCUCAAUUUGAUGGUUGCAGCUUCCUAUCAGAUAUUCGAGAAUUAUCACAGCGGGGUAAAAUUGUGAAAUUGCAAAAAAGAUUAUUGUCUGACAUCCUCAAUUCCAAAUCCCUAGAGGUUCCCGAUACUGACUUUGGGAUCAACAUGAUUAGAGGGAGAUGUCGCCACAAGAAAGUUCUUAUUGUUCUUGAUAAUUUGGACAAAAGGGACCAGCUUGUGAUGCUUGCAGAAAAGUGCGAUUGGUUCGGUCCGGGAAGCAGAAUCAUUGUGACAACUAGGGAUAGCAGUAUUUUCACGAAUAAUGCCUCAAUGCAUCCUAAAGAGUAUCACUUCUACGAGAUGGAGGAGAUGCAUCAGUCUUUUGCCAUUCAACUUUUCAGUAGGCAUGCAUUUAAGAGCGAUGCUCCUCCACGUGAAUAUGAUAAAAUAACAGGAGAAAUUGUGAAAUUCACUGGUGGACUGCCGCUAUCUCUUAAGGUCAUCGGAUCCUCACUUUGCCGGAAAAUAGAUGAAGUAUGGCAUGAAGUAUUAGCCAAGCUGAAGAAAACGCCUCACAAAGAAGUUCGGGAGGUAUUGGAGGUAAGUUAUGGCAUGUUGGAUUAUGAGCAGAAAGAAAUUUUCCUUGACAUUGCAUGUCACAUGGCUGGUGAACGAAUAGGCGACGCAAUUGCUAUGUGGAGGGCUUGUCAAUUUUAUCCAAAUGUAAACAUCCCAGUUCUUAUUAGUAAUUCUCUAAUGAAAAUGGAGAAUAACCACAUUUGGAUGCAUGACCAACUCGGAGAUUUAGGGAGGGAACUUGUUCGUAGCGAGAGCUUCAAGCAUCCCGGAGAGCGUAGUAGAAUAUGGUGUACCACUGUAGCCAUGGAUGUUAUUCGAAAGAAACAGGGAACCAAAGAAAUAGUAGCACUCAAACUAGGGGGACAAUCUCAAGUGUGCAAUAUUUCAAGUGAAGACAUUUCAAGGCUGGUAAAUUUAAGGUUCCUUGAAUUGGAUGGAGGGAACUUUGUAGGGGACUUCCAAAAUUUCCUCUUGGAGCUAAAAUGGCUCUCUUGGCAAAAUUGUCCUUCAGAGUUCCAAGCUACAAACUUUUCUCCUAGCUAUCUAGUUGUCCUCAAAAUUUCAAAAUCUGAUAUUACAAAUGAUUGGGGUGGAUGGAGCCAAAUCAUGGGAGAAGGUAGGUUAAAAGCUCUGCACCUUGUGAGUUGUAGAAGGUUGAUCAAGACGCCUAGCUUCUCUACAUGCUCGACUUUGGAGAGACUCGUUGUGAAGGAUUGUGGAAGGCUGGUUGAAAUUGACCCAUCCAUUAGGAUGCUGCUGCAUUUGAAGCACUUGGAAAUUAAUGCGUGUAGUGGUUUGUGGGUGCUUAAAGGAGCUCCAACCAUGCUCAAUCUGGGCACGCUCUAUAAAACAAACGACAUCCUCUCCAGGAAUCGUGCUGAUCAGACUAGGAGAAUCGUACCUACUAGAAGUAGUUCAACUCAGCAAAUGGCGUUGGUGACGAUGAAGAGGAAAAGGGACUCGGACGCAGCAACGUCCUCGUCGAAGAGUGGAGGUAACGAGUCACUGGGAGCUGAAUUCGACGUGUUCUUGAGUUUUAGAGGGCCGGACACUCGCCUUAAUUUUACCGAUCACCUCUAUCACUCCUUGAAUGGAGCUGGAAUUCGCGUCUUCAUAGACAACGAAGAGAUCCGAAAAGGCGAAAUGGUUGGAGAAGAGCUUUGGCAUGCGAUCGACGACUCCAGAAUUUACGUUCCCAUCUUCUCCAGAGACUAUGCAUCGAGUGCGUGGUGUCUUCGCGAACUCGCCUACAUGGUGGAAUGCUCGAGAAGAUCAACGGAGAAAGUGAUUGUUCCCAUUUUCCUUGAUGUUGAUCCUCGCGAUGUUAAGCUCAGAACUGAAUUAUACAGUGAUGCCUUGAAAAAGCAUGAGGACAGGUUGGGCUACGAUAAAGUGCAACCAUGGAAGGAGGCUCUAACAGAGGUCGCUUCAAUCGGUGGAUGGGACUGCAGAGGUGAAAGGCAAGGAGAACUUAUAAAACUUAUUACCGAUGAGGUUUCAAUGAGACUGGCGAAAAGAGUUCGAGUAGUGCCUGAUCUUUUGGUUGGUAUUGAUCAUCAAGUGCAAAACGUGAUGUAUAUGUUAGGCAAAGACUCUCUUGAUGUACGGUUUGUCGUAAUACAAGGAAUGGGUGGAAUCGAGGUUCCCGAUACUGACUUUGGGAUCAACAUGAUUAGAGGGAGAUGUCGCCACAAGAAAGUUCUUAUUGUUCUUGAUAAUUUGGACAAAAGGGACCAGCUUGUGAUGCUUGCAGAAAAGUGCGAUUGGUUCGGUCCGGGAAGCAGAAUCAUAGUGACAACUAGGGACAGCAGUAUUUUCACGAAUAAUGCCUCAAUACAUCCUAAAGAGUAUUGCUUCUACGAAAUGGAGGAGAUGUAUCAUUCUUUUGCCAUUCAACUUUUCAGUAGGCAUGCAUUUAAGAGCGAUGCUCCUCCACGUGAAUAUGAUAAAAUAACAUGA
This is a messenger RNA of Rhodamnia argentea, 3270 nucleotides long. RefSeq names its product disease resistance protein L6-like. The transcript is spliced from 8 exons. Gene Ontology annotation, molecular function: ADP binding. The record is from RefSeq and is a predicted model, not a curated record. Lineage: Eukaryota; Viridiplantae; Streptophyta; Magnoliopsida; Myrtales; Myrtaceae. Bases 1 to 3270 code for a protein of 1089 amino acids. Gene Ontology annotation, biological process: defense response; signal transduction.